This is a messenger RNA of Enhydra lutris kenyoni (northern sea otter), 1068 nucleotides long. RefSeq names its product DMRT like family B with proline rich C-terminal 1. The transcript is spliced from 4 exons. Gene Ontology annotation, biological process: regulation of transcription by RNA polymerase II; germ cell development; sex differentiation. The record is from RefSeq and is a predicted model, not a curated record. Gene Ontology annotation, cellular component: nucleus. NCBI's taxonomy places the organism in Eukaryota, Metazoa, Chordata, Mammalia, Carnivora, Mustelidae. Gene Ontology annotation, molecular function: RNA polymerase II cis-regulatory region sequence-specific DNA binding; DNA-binding transcription factor activity, RNA polymerase II-specific. The coding region runs from base 1 to 1068 and encodes 355 amino acids.
AUGAAGGCAGACCCUGCCAAGCUGGCCGACAAGAUGCUGCGUACCCCCAAGUGCUCGCGGUGCCGGAACCACGGUUUCCUGGUGCCGGUCAAGGGCCACGCGGGCAAGUGUCGCUGGAAGCAGUGCACCUGCGAGAAGUGCUACCUGAUCACUGAGCGCCAGAAGAUUAUGGCAGCGCAGAAGGUGCUCAAGAAGCAGGCCUCGGAGGAGGAGCAGGAGAUGGCCCUUGGCGCACACGGGCCGGAGCUGUUGUCUGGGGCUGCGGCCGCUGUCCCGGGCCCAAGCCUCCGCCAGCUGCUUCCGCGGGCCGUUUCGGGAGACCAGGAGCUUGGCCCGGAGUGCCGCGUGGCCGCGGGCUUCCCCGAGAGGCCUCCGCGGGGCCCGAGCCCAGGCCCGAGCGCCUUCCAGCCAGUUCUGGGCAGCCGCGGCCACGUGGGGCUGAGCGAACGAGCCACCGUCGCCAUGCCCAGUUCCGUGGGGCCCCAGCUUGGGGCGGAGGCCGCAGGCAAGGGCUACCCCGGCCGCUUGGAGCUGCGCAGGCCGCUGCGGCCCAUGCCCAGCCCGCCGUUCGCCGACUUUGGGUUCCCUCUGAGCAUCAGCUCAGACUGUGUGGUGGGGUCCGAGUACCUGGAGAGAGACCCUUCUAAGCUGUACCCCAGCUGCUCCAACAUGCAUUCUUACUGCCCAUUCCCACUGGGCUAUCAAGAUGGCUCCCCGACCCCAGGGAUCCCUCUGCAGCGGGGCUUCCGGCAUGUGUCCUGCAGCCACUUCCAUGGAGGGGCCUUGGUGCCCGAGCCGGUGGGAGACUACCAGCCCAGCUACUACCCACCGCCGCCGCCGCCGCCGCCGCCACAGCCACCGCAGCCUCAGUUUCUCCCGCCGGGGUUCCUGUCUGCGCUGCACUUCCUGCCACCGCUGCCGCCACCGCCGCCCCCAGCAUCCUUCUCUCUCACUGUCCUAUCUGAUACGGACAAGGAAACCACUGAUGACCAGGAGCAGGACGCCGAAGUGCCCGCAGCGCCACCCUGUGAGCCCAGCCAGCCGCCCUCUCAGAAGCCGUCUGACUAG